This is a messenger RNA of Phyllostomus discolor (pale spear-nosed bat), 4286 nucleotides long. It is a transcript of the gene MTHFSD, whose product is annotated as methenyltetrahydrofolate synthetase domain containing. The coding region runs from base 3011 to 4111 and encodes 366 amino acids. The record is from RefSeq and is a predicted model, not a curated record. The transcript is spliced from 8 exons. Gene Ontology annotation, cellular component: cytoplasm. Lineage: Eukaryota; Metazoa; Chordata; Mammalia; Chiroptera; Phyllostomidae. Gene Ontology annotation, molecular function: RNA binding.
CCCGGUACCAGACGUCUACUCCCGUGAGAUCUGCCCUCCCAUAUAAUUUUCACUUUACAGAAUGGGAAGCUGAGGCUCGCAGCUGCUGGCAGGGGCAGGACCGGACACCAAUGUAAUUGAAACGCUGCGGCACUUAAUCACUGUCCUCUUAACAAAAGCUUUCUGGGGCCUCAGAUGUAGCGGGCACUGGGGAGGCUCGCCCCAGAGUCCCUGGGCUUUGGUGAUGUGUUGCAGGGUUGCCUGGCAAAGAUCACACUAGAGUGGGCAGUGCGCCAGGGUCUGUCACUCCGGCCCUUACUACACGUGCAGCAUGUGAACUGCGCAGUAAACAGUUGCUGUUAGUACAAUGGAAUGAGGGGCGAGGUGGGGGGAGACCUUUGGAGAUCCCUGCCAAGUGCCAGGACUGAGCUCAGCUAGAGAUAGAAGGCAGAGUAAAACCCAUGCUGACCUGACCAUCCACUACAGAACAGGGUUCAGGCAUUUCACACAUUAAUAUGUGUCGCCUUUUAUUAUCCUAAUCAUUUCCUAUGUUUUUAUAACUUUCCAAGGGCAAGGAUGUGACCUUUUAUUCUCUCUCUCUCCUCCCAAUUAGCCCAUUUCUAAAUGGGAGGCACGCAAACGUCUGUGAGUAAUUGACUCUGGCAAGUGUCCAAAUGUCUACACUUCUUAUGUCCCCCAGUGCCCUGCACGGUGCUGGGGAUGUGGUAGGACCUCUGGAUUGUUGGUGAAAGUGGUGAUGUGAAGCCUUAUCAUAGUUGUAUCAGUGUAAUUGUUUCUGUUUGAAAAGAAAACACACCAACAGUGAGGGUGCUCUGCAUUCUUAAAGGAAGGACAUCUGUCUGCGAUUGAGUCCUCAGAGAAUGCUCUCUGGGGGAGGUGGCAGCUCAGCUGGUUCUGAAGCGAGAGGAGGAGCUGGACCUGGGAGGAGGAGAGGAGAGGAAGUACUGAGGCCUGAAAGAGAGAGGUGGCAGGCAUGUGGGACUACACUGGUUGAGCCACUUUUUGAAUUUGAAGUGAAGAAUGAUGGGAGAUGCAGCUGAAGUGGCCAGCAGGGUUUUGCAGCUCAUUCCACCCCUUGCAACAGAGGGAUCCGCAGAACUGGGGAGCAGGAUGGAGGGGAGACUUCUGUAGGUGGAGCCAAAGCUGGGCCUUGAAGACAGGGUUUGCUGGUGAGACAGGGAGCUGAGCAGACUUUCCACCAGAGUCCAGGAGGUGCAGAGCUCCCAGCCAGAAAGAACAGCUGAGUGCUGGAAGCUGCCCCGGUAGCCCUACCCAGGCUAACAGCGGUAUAAUUUCGGCCUGCGUCUUUAGAAAUGUGUGUGCUCCCUAAGCAUACCCGAGUCUGUGUGUAUGAUUUCUGGAGUGGUUCAAAAGCAUGGCUAGGGUUAAGAGGCACCAGGAAAUUUCGGAGUAGACUCCAGGAGGCUCUGGGGUCUGGCUGAGAAGAGUCUUGCAUGCACUCCAUGCCAGUGGAUCUAGGUCCAGGCUGAGGGCAUAAGCAGUAGAAACCUUUAGCUGUGGCCCUUACACCUUAGAACUACACAUAGAGGCUUCACAGAUUGAUAACAAAAAUGGGCAGAGGGCUGUGAACACAUAUAUCAGGAACAAAAGUUUGAAAACUACCCACUGCCUGUUAGGGGACUGCUUGAAUAGAUUUUGACCUGCUCGUAUAGUGGAAUACUGUGCAACUGAAAAAAUAAGAGGGUGCAUUUUGUGCACAUGUGGACUAAUCUGCAACAUAUUGAGUAAAAACAACAAAGUGCCGAGCAGUGUGUAGCUAUGUGGAUAGCGCACUCCCUGAGGAAAAUAAAAUGAGGGUGAGAACAGAAGUGUCUCCUGUGUGCAGCCUGAGCUACCCCGGGAAGGAUGCACUAAAAGACACAGGUGCAUGGGUUGCCUUAGGGGAAGGACUUGGAGCCUGGCACACAGUGAGGAGGGAGGCUUUGCUGUUAGAAUGUAAUUUAUUCCCAUGAUUCGAAACCACACAAUUCAGAAAUGUUUGUGGUGAGAGCCAGCUGCCUGCCCCACCCCCCUGCCCAGCCAGGCAACUCCCAGCUUUCGCUCGCUGUGGGGCUGCUCCCUCGUGUUGCUUUUGAGCAGCCUCCUCUCAUUUAAGGGAGACUGAGGACCUGAGAGGUUAAACCUGCCUCUCCUUCCUGCCUGAGUGAUGAGAGGUGCCCCAGCCACACGCACUGUGUGUGAAACCUCAGGUUCACAGUCUGGAUAUGUUUAGUUACGGUGAGCACCACCUACAUGCUCUGAAAAGAAGAGGCCAGCUUUUCGCUGCCAGUGUCAGAUACACAUCAAGUCCGAUGUUGAUAAAUCCCUGCAGAGACUUUUGGGUGAUGUAAGGUAGAAGAGUGUAAUUUCAUUGUAAAUUACAUUUGGGCACUGAAUCUACUUCUAGGUUGGUAGUAAGAGUAUUCGAGUAAGUAAGAUUACCACAUAAUUCACAAAGCUGACCGAAUACUAAGUUGUUAUGAAAAUAAACCAAGUAGUAGAUAUCAGUGUAAUUUGAAACAAACUGUACAAGGUUAUCAUUUUGGACCAACAAAAACAAAAAGUCGGUGAAUAUUUUAAAAUGUAUCAAUAUGAAUAUGCUGGUUUUGUUUUUUCUACUUAACUGGAAAUGUUUUUAUAUUUCUUUGCUCCAGUAGGAACCCAUAGUUAAUACAAAUUUUAUUAGGACUGCUCCAAUCAAAAUAUAUGUGUUGCCUAAAAUUACAUUUCCAAAGUUGGAUAUAAAAGAAAAGAUUCCCACACUGACAAAGGGGUUGUAAUUGGUAAUCCUGAAUAAUACUGGUGUACAAAUCACUGAAGGUUAAGGCAAGCUUCCCGGACUUCAGCAAGAGUAAACCAAUCACAGCUAUUUGAAGACUAAGCAGUGUUAAGUGACUGAGCAGAACGGGUAUCUCCGGGAAUCCUGGGUUACGUGGUUUGGGUUGCAUUUUGCUCUCCUACUGCCACAGGUGUUUCCAAACAGGACAUUCGUGAGCAGAUCUGGGACUACAUGGAAUCACAGAAUAUAGCUGACUUUCCCCGACCUGUCCAUCACAGGAUUCCCAACUUCAAGGGCUCCUAUCGGGCUUGCCAAAACAUCAAAGACCUGGAAGUGUUUGCCAGAGCGCAGGAAGUUAAAGUGGACCCCGAUAAACCGCUGGAAGGCAUGCGGCUGUUGGCACUGCAGAGCAAGAAAAUGUUGUUGGUCCCAACACCACGACUGAGAACAGGGCUGUUUAACAGGAUCACACCACCCCCCGGGGCGACCAAAGGUGUCCUGAGGAAGUGCGCCACCUCGCAGGGUGUGAGGAACUACAGCGUCCCCGUGGGCUUGGACUCCAGGGUCCUCGUGGACUUAGUCAUGGUGGGGUCUGUCGCCGUUUCUGAAAAAGGCUGGAGGAUUGGGAAGGGAGAAGGCUAUGCCGACCUUGAAUAUGCCAUGAUGGCGUCCAUGGGAGCGGUCAGCCAGGGAACGCCAGUGGUCACCAUCGUCCACGACUGCCAGGUCGUCGACAUACCUGACGUGCUCGUGGAGGACCACGACCUCACAGUGGACUACAUCCUCACUCCGACGAGAGUCAUCACCACAGGGUGCACGCGCCCCAGACCAGCAGGAGUCAUGUGGUCUAAGGUCAGCUGUGAGAUGAUGGGAAGAAUCCCGAUACUCAGGAGCCUCCGCUCCCGAGAGAAGCAGGCUGGGAAAGAUGUCACACUUCAGGAUGAGCACCAGCAUGCGGUAGAAACCCGCAGCCCACACACAGCUCCUCCAAGACCCUGCGACCCACUGCAGCCGGAGGUAGGGGAGGACGUGCCUUCCAACUCUGUCUACGUUGGGAACCUCCCCGGGGACGCCCGAGUGAGUGAACUGAAGAGAGCCCUCGGAGAGCGUGGCGUGGCCCCACUGCGGCUCACCUGGCAGGGGCCACAACACAGGGCCUUCCUCCACUACCCGGACCCAGCCGAGGCCCAGCGGGCCGUCUCCUGUCUGCAGGGCUUACAUCUGGGUGCCAACACCUUGAGGGUGGCGCUGGCCAGGCAGCAGAGGACCCGAGACCUGACCGGUGGCCAUGCUGGAGAGCUACACCCGGUUUCCCGACCAUCUGACCUGUAACACAUGGAACUUCAGAGACCUGCAUACUGGGGCGUGGUGGGGCUGUUGCUACGUGAGCUGCGUUGGCCAAGUUCAGUCCUUUUUAGGAAGUCGUGGCCUUCAGUGCCUACCUGGUGGUCUCCUGUUGAGAAGGGGAAAUGAACCAGGAGUACACUUGCUCCAUUUAGGGGGCAGA